Messenger RNA from Paraphaeosphaeria sporulosa, 1122 nucleotides. RefSeq lists its product as uncharacterized. The record is from RefSeq and is a predicted model, not a curated record. Bases 113 to 1015 code for a protein of 300 amino acids. The transcript has a single exon. Lineage: Eukaryota; Fungi; Ascomycota; Dothideomycetes; Pleosporales; Didymosphaeriaceae.
AUCGGCGAAGGGUCGCACUUCGGUUUCUACCGCUCUAGAAACUCCUUGCCCACCACGAUGUUCUUUUCGAUAGUCCCGCGCGGGUAUUCCCCACGCUCGCAGAUUCCAGUUAAUGAAGUCGCGAAUCACCACCCCUGCCCACGCCUCACCCUCCAACGUCCCUAAUAUACGGCAAUGCGCACCACACCAACGUGAAGGUGGGGCCUUCUCGAACGACCAUCAAAGAAAUGAACGCACGUCCACUUCGCGCAGCUCGGUCGACAGCGUCUCUCCCUCGAACCCUCAGCGCCACCACGACGCACAUCCAGCCACCACAAUGCGCCUCCCCCUCGCCCUGCUCACGUCGAGCAGCACGACCACCGCCCUAACACUACACCAAAGCCCCGCCCCAGUCCCAGUCCCCGCAAUAACAAACAUAUCGUACUGGGGCUCCGCGUGUCCCUCCUCGGGCCUCUCGUACACGUUCCCGCCGCCCGCAAACACCACCGCCCCCUCCAACGCCAGCACCGCCAGCGUCCCACUCGCCUUCACCCUCUCCAACUUCAGCCCCACCUUCUCCUCCUUCGGCUCCAGCCUGCGCAUGUGCAACGCCGUGGUCUUCGUCGCGGUGGACAAGGGCUGGAAAGCCGUCGUCAACAGCAAAGGCACCGCGGCAAAGGGCGACGCGCAGGUGCCGGAGGGUGCGAGGCUUUACCUCCGGGGGAGCUGGGCGUGGGCGGAAGAUAUGGGCCGCCAGGUACGUCUUGCUCCGCGCUCGUUGCACUUUUCCUUUCCGCGUGGCAGGCGGGCCGUACCGCUUGCUCCGGGGGUCCAGUGCGCGUGGGCGUCUUGCUUGGGAUGCAGAGUAGCGACUCACGGGAUGCGCAGAGCGUCGGCAUGUUCGACACGCCGGGCCCGCUCGCGGGGCCUUUCGCGCAUCUGCUCACGCCGGUGGAGGGCAGCGACGGCGGCGUGGCGUCGGGGUGUGAGGGCGGGGUGCAGGAGCUGGAUGUCGAAUUCCAGGCGCGGGCGGUGAACGAGACCGACGCGUUUGGAGAAGCGGAGGGCGUGGGGGAGGCGGCGUGGACGUUGACGACGGAUGUGGAGGUUGUGAGAUGCUGAACGGUGGGAUCUGCCCAACUC